This is a messenger RNA of Rasamsonia emersonii CBS 393.64, 582 nucleotides long. RefSeq lists its product as uncharacterized. The coding region runs from base 1 to 582 and encodes 193 amino acids. The transcript is spliced from 7 exons. Lineage: Eukaryota; Fungi; Ascomycota; Eurotiomycetes; Eurotiales; Trichocomaceae. The record is from RefSeq and is a predicted model, not a curated record.
AUGGGAUUGGUCAAGUCAAAAUACCUUUGGAAAGGACUUCAUAUAGACUUUAUCUAUUUCCCCACUGAGCUCUCGGCAGCCUUACGCCGAGAUACUGUACAUAUUCUCCGGGCGACGGCCGCACGACAUCUCCGCCGUCACCAAUCGAUCAUAGAUUUAAUUAACUUAGUUAGUCCUCGUGCCGUACGGUCCGGAACCAUUUUUAACCGUAAUGUGGCUGAGAACUAUGUGCAUGAACUGAAUGAGGUGGAUAAUGGAUCGACCGAUCGAUCGAUCGAUCGAUCGAUCGCCCCCCGGACGGGAUCUAUCCGUCUUCCCGUCCUGCAAGAUCUGUCCGUCCGUCUGACCCUGGCAGGGCAGGCAUGCAUGCAUGAUCUCGGAAAGUAUAAAGGGUUGCCUGAUCUGGUGACCUACAGUAGUUGUCUAUUUUAUUGGUUGAUUAUUGCCUAUCUAGAAGAAUGUGAUAUGUCCAGCAGAGAGGCAGAUAGGCGGGAAUACCGCCAACCGUUUAUUUAUUUAGGUAGCCUAUCUAAGGCAAGAUUGGGAGGUACCUACCUCCUUUCUUGGAUACUGUCGCUUUAA